GGGCGGGCGGGGCGGCGGGGCCCGCCAUGCUGAGCCGGCUGCAGGAGCUGCGCAGGGAGGAGGAGACGCUGCUGCGGGUCAAGGCGGCGCUGCACGACCAGCUCCGCAGGCUGCGGGUGGAGGAGCUGGCGCUGCAGUCCAUGAUCAGAUCCAGCGAGGAGAACGUCCCUGUCCCCUCCUCAGGCCUCACAGGGGACACUCAGCAGACUCUUGGGCAGAUGGACAACGAGGCUGCCAUCAACCAAACCGAGCUACACCUCAGCCUUCAGGGCCAUCAGGAGGAGGAGGAGGAGGAAGAGGAGGAAGAAUCCGAUUCUUGAGAGGGGGGAAAAAAAUCAGAGAUGGUUUUUGAUACAGACUCAGGAACUUCUUCUGCAUUCAUUUAAAACUCACCAGGUGAUUUCCAUGUUGUGCUGUGUGUGGAUAUGAACUGUGUGAUCCAUGAGGCAGAGUCUGGGGCAGUGACACCGAGCACUCAAAUGUCACAGGCUGGGCACAUCUUGACUCAGAUGUUAAAAGAAUGAAAGUCUGCUGCACAAAUAUGUAGCACAAUCCAUUCCACACUGAAAACCUAAUGUAGCUUUUUACAGCAUCCUUGGAUGGGGAAGGGAGAGGUAAUUAAUCAGCCAGACUAAUUUCACGUGGACACUGAAAGCAAUAACUCGCCUGCUCUCACUUCCUGAUGCUGACAAACACAACCAGGUGCUCCACCAGUGAUUAUGUUACAACCUCACCUGCCUAAACUGGGGAUUUGAGAUGAGUGGUGAGAUAAGAUGUGCCCAGGGUCGCUCCAUGGAAAGCUGGAGUCACUCCCAGUGCCCUGGGAGUGCAGGUCCAGCACCACCAACCCAAUGGUGAGGGCAGCACUGAGGUCCCUCUGUCCCCACUGGUGCUCUUCAGUACUGGCAGUCUGGCCAGGGAAGUUCUUUUUACUUCCUGCUCUUCAGAGUAGCAGCCAAGGAGCCUUUUAUUUGUCCACAAAUUGUACAGUACAAAUUGGUGCUUGUAUCAAGGAACUGAUGCUCUUAAAUUGGUGUUAUUUACUUUUCCUCUCACGGUAACCUCAUAAAUCAGGGCAGUUCCACCUGCUUUCCUGGGAUCUUCGAGGAGGAGUUUAAGAGCUUAGUUAUAAAUGGAAAGUGAAGUCUCCUCCACAAUUUCUGUCCUGGGAGAAGGGUCUGGAAUGCUGGCUGUGGGCAGAACACACCACUGAGCCUCCAGUGAGUUCCUGCCCCUGCUCAGUGAGAGAUUGUUGAUGUGGCUUUUAUUUGGUGUGUGCCAAUAGAAACCAAAUGUUGGGAUGUAAAUGCAGCUUCAUCCUGUACUAGACUAACUGGCUUUUGAGGAUCCUCGGAUGUCUGAAGGAGUGCAGAAGAUUUAGCAAAGCUUUCCCAAGCCUGACUGGUAAAAACCCCAAAAGUCUGAGCUGAGAAAGUCACGGAGUGUCCAAUAACUCCCUGCAGGUGUGUGGGAAGAGCUGGUUUGGGAGGAGCUCAGGGGCCAGCCUGGCCUUUCUUGGCACAUCUCUGCUCCAAGGGGUGAUUUGGACUGUGAGAAGUGUUAUUUGUACCCAGCAUGGUGCAGAGUAGUUUCCAUGGAUAGAAUUCCUGAUGCCUUUAGUGAACGAGCCCCCUGCUUGCUUUUGGGUUCUGACAGAGCAGUCCUGUUGCAUGUUGCAAUAAAGUUCUUUCCCUGCUGUCCUUCCAUA
Molecule: messenger RNA, 1708 nt
Organism: Myiozetetes cayanensis
Lineage: Eukaryota; Metazoa; Chordata; Aves; Passeriformes; Tyrannidae
Gene: SNAPC5
Product: small nuclear RNA activating complex polypeptide 5
Exons: 3
Coding region: 27-320 (97 amino acids)
Biological process (GO): transcription initiation at RNA polymerase III promoter; transcription by RNA polymerase II
Cellular component (GO): nucleus
Source: RefSeq, a predicted model, not a curated record